This is a messenger RNA of Carassius auratus (goldfish), 945 nucleotides long. Its product is annotated as olfactory receptor 5M3-like. Gene Ontology annotation, biological process: G protein-coupled receptor signaling pathway; detection of chemical stimulus involved in sensory perception of smell. Gene Ontology annotation, cellular component: membrane. The record is from RefSeq and is a predicted model, not a curated record. The transcript has a single exon. Lineage: Eukaryota; Metazoa; Chordata; Actinopteri; Cypriniformes; Cyprinidae. Gene Ontology annotation, molecular function: olfactory receptor activity; odorant binding; G protein-coupled receptor activity. Bases 1 to 945 code for a protein of 314 amino acids.
AUGAAUAUCCUUAACUUGGUGGAUAACAUGUCUUAUCCUUUGAGACUGACUCUUAUGAUGCCCAAAGAAUCUAAAUCAUAUUGGCAUAUAUAUUUCACUUGUUUUCUUUUCAUUUAUUUGCUUAUAUUAUCAAUUAACAUUCGUCUAGUUAUGGUCAUUAUCAUGCAGAAAUCUCUUCAUGAACCAAUGUACAUAUUCUUGUGUCAUCUGUCUGUAAAUGGAGUUUAUGGAGCUUCAGGUUUUUAUCCAAAAUUUCUGUCUGAUUUAUUAUUGGAUUCAUACAUGAUCUCUGCUCAUAUGUGUGCUCUGCAAUGCUAUGUUAUUUACAGCUCUUUACUGUGUGAGUUUACCAUAUUAACAGUGAUGUCUUAUGAUAGGUAUGUCGCCAUAUGCAAACCUUUAGACUAUCAUUCCAAAUUAACUAAAAACACCUGUGUGAAAUUAAUUCUGUUCUCCUGGAUUGUUCCUAACUUCUCUGUGAUUCCAGCAAUCCUGUUAUCAAACCUUAGGCCAUUUUGUAAAUUUCAUAUCGACAAAUUAUAUUGUGACAACUGGUCAAUUGUAAAACUGUCUUGUGCCUCAUCUUUUGUUAAUAAUGUCUAUGGAUAUAUUGUUGCUGUUAUAUUUUGUUGCUGUGCUGUUAUCAUCAUUGUGUCCUAUGUUAAACUGAUCUCUGCAUGUAAAGCAUCUUUAGAAAAUAGAAGGAAAUUCUGGCAAACAUGUCUGCCACACAUAUUAUCACUGAUCAAUUAUACUUUUGCUUUGCUUUUUGAUGUUAUGUAUAGCAGAUAUGGUUCAAAUGAUAUUUCAGAAAGUCUCCGCAAUUUUUUGGCUCUAGAACUGGUGUUAGUCCCACCUCUGUUCAAUCCUUUAAUAUAUGGACUGAAUAUUAGAGCAGUGCGUAGAGUUUUUGCCUCAUGCAUUUCCACAAGAGUGAACAUAUAG